This is a messenger RNA of Striga hermonthica, 1527 nucleotides long. The record is from the annotation of a GenBank genome assembly. NCBI's taxonomy places the organism in Eukaryota, Viridiplantae, Streptophyta, Magnoliopsida, Lamiales, Orobanchaceae.
AUGGGCUCCGAGUGGGUUGACCAACGGCCAGAGAUGACCGGGCCACGAUCCGGCCCGGUGGUGGCCAGCACCAAUAAGCUGCUUGUGGGUCUCGAAAACGGGCUGUCCCGGUUGAAGGACAAGCUGAUCGGGGAAUCUUCUCGACUGAAUGUGGUGGCCGUGGUCGGGAUGGCUGGCAUCGGCAAGACCACGCUCGUCGACCGGGCUUUCCAAGACCUGUCGAUCGGGAGGUUCUUCCACUACCUAGCCUGGGCCGAGGUGGGCCCGGACCGCGACCCGCGGGAAGUCAUUGCGGAGCUCCUGGGGCCCACGGCCUCGAAGUUCAGCCAGGAGACCAGCUACAGCCAGCUGACCGAGUUCAUGAAGGCUUCUCUGCCUACCGCCGCAAGCAUCGGCCGCCGGCUUUGCAUCCGGAAGAACAUCCUUCUUUCAAUCAAGGACAUCAAUCGUGCCAUGUUGUCAGUCUCGAAAGCCCGCUCUUUUCUCUGCAGUGGUCAGGACCAUCCGUAUCCAUUAGUUGUUUGCUCGGAUUUCGGUUUGCUCAGGGUACUGGACGUGCUCUCCAUACGCUUCUACGAGUUCCCGAUGGAAAUACUAAAACUAGUCCAGUUACGAUACCUUGCGCUCACGUGCAGCGAAAUCCCAGCUUCAUUGUCCGAGCUAGCAAACCUCCAUGUCCUGAUUUUACGUCGCCAUAUAAGGAUCAAAUCCUCUGGAGCCGGCCCGUCGUAUUUGCCAAUCGAGAUAUGGAACAUGAGACGCUUGAGGCAUCUCGUGGUAGAAGGCCGCGACCUUCCACAUCCACAUGGCAUGGUGCUCACGAACCUCUUGACUCUUUCGAAUGUGACGAGCCAUAGUUGUGCUGAGGACGUGCUGAGAGGAAUUCCGAACCUGAAGAAAUUAGGAGUUUGCAUUGAGGUGUCGGAGCACGAUCACGCUUCUGAUCCCUCGCGCGUUUUCGACCAUCUGGCGCUUCUCGACCGGCUGGAGUCUUUCAAAUGCGCGGUCGUGAAUCCAAGCCGCCGCUCGAUGGCAGUCGCGCGGCCCGACUCUGUCUCAAACUUCCCAGGCGCAUUAAAAAAACUGGCGCUGACCGGAUGCCGAUUCCCGUGGGAAGACAUGAUGAUAAUCGGCAAGCUGCCGAGACUCCAAGUGCUUAAAUUGGGAUGCUACGCCUUUGAAGGGCCCGUUUGGGAUGUUGGCGAGAAUGAGUUUAGGGAUCUAAGGUUCCUGCAGCUGGAGGACUUAGACUUGGAGGAUUGGUCGGGUGGUGGCCUGAUUCUGAAGAGGCUCGAGCGCCUGAUCGUUAGGCACUGCUACAGGCUGAGGGAGAUUCCUGAGGGCGUUGACUACAUCAUAUAUUUGCAGCUGGUGGAGGUAGUCGACUGCAGCCCGUCGUUCGUGGAGUCGGCCAUGAGGGUGAAGGAGAUGCAGCAAGACUUGUCGAAUGAUGACUUUCAAGUUUUGGUCGAGUCGUCUUGGAAGGAGAAGAGCAGCAGGCCACGUUAUUCCUCUUUCCAGGCUUGA